AUUUACUCCGCAUACCUUCUCCCUUCACACGAUCCAAGUAGACCGCAUCUCACCACCUCUCGACCUCCCAUGGCCAACCCCAUUUGAAGAUCCUUUGACGCCCCCCAAUCAUGGCCUCCAAUCCCACAGCGACCCUGACCACCCUCCUCCGGGGCGCCACAAUCGAGGAUCACGACGAGGUCCUCAAAGCCUCCAAUGCAGUCUUGAAAUCCUCGAAAACCAAUCUCGAUGCCCUGCACACCCGGGUCGUAGCUCUCAUCAAGCUCGACCGCUACGGCGAUGCUCUCCGCGCGCUUGACGAUGGAGGAGACCGGCUGGCUGAGCGCUGCGUUCUCGAGAAGGCAUACGCCCUAUAUAAAACCGGGCAGCUCGCAGAAGCCGAAAAGCUGGCCCGGGGAACAGACAAGAGGAGCUUGAAGCAUGUCGCUGCGCAGGUUGCCUACCGUGCGGAGAAGUUCGAGGAUGCGGCCCGGAUUUACAAGGAGUUGAGCGCGCAGCCGGCAGGGGUGGAGGGAGAAGAGAACGAUUUGAGAAUCAACAGCGCGGCAGUCGACGCGCAGUUGGAGUGGCAGGGAAACGGUGAUAGGAUUGAAGAGAGCAGAAAGAAGCCAGGGAGGGAAGAUUUGGAGGCCUUUGAGACAUCCUACAAUGCUGCCUGUGGGUGCAUUGCUAGGGGGGAGUUGAAUGCGGGGAGUGUCUUGCUUAAGAGAGCCAGGGAUUUGUGUGAGGCGCUGGAUGAGUUAAGUGACGAGGAGAAGAGGGCGGAGGUCCUGCCCAUCAUGAUUCAACAGGCGUACGUCUUCACGAAGCUGGGGAGGUUGGAGGAGGCCGAGGCCCUGCACAAGAUGAUCAAUAUUGCCGAUGUCCCUGAACCACCUACAAGAGCAAUUGCGCAAAACAAUGUGUUGGCAGCCUCGACCAAGAACGAGAACCCGUUCAUGACACAACGCCUCUUCGAUUCAGUGCCGAAGUUAUCACCUACGGCGAAGCACUUCAAGCACCAGGCGAGCAUCUUACGACGGAACAGAUAUGUCAUUGACAUACAGUCAUUAAAGUAUUCAGGGGUAGCUCAUUCGACCUCCUCUAUUAUCUCAGAGUCCCCAUCGCCUACGAUAUCCCCAUUUGUCACAACCCUAUCCGUUCUCAACGCCGCAGCCCACGCUCACGGGGAGACUGGAAAGGCCAGUUUGAAACAGAUCCUCCCCCUCUUAGAAAAGCGGCCCAACGACGUCGGGCUCCUCCUCACAAUCAUCCAACUCUACAUCCUAACCAAUAACCCGGGCCCAGCCAUCAGCCUCCUCGAGACAUUCUUCAAGCGUCUCGAAGAAUCCACCGAACCUACUAACAUCGACGUCCGCUUCGCCCCCGGCCUCGUCGCCGUCGCCGUCUCCCUCUACCGACUCGCCGGACGCAAAACAGCCAUCAAGGCAGAAUUAGCCAAAGCAGCAUCCCACUGGCGUCGCAAAUCCAAACUUUCCCCGCCUCUCCUCCGCGCCGCUGGCAUCUCCCUCCUCGAAUCAUCAAAAUCCGAAGAUCUCUCCGCCGCGGGAGAGAUCUUUAGCAGUCUGCGAAACCAUGACCCAAGCGACCGCAUGGCCAUCGCCGGCUUCGUCGCCUCAACCGCGUCGAGCGCCUACGCCAAGGUCGCUCCCGACCUCGACAAGCUAACGCCCGUCUCCCGCCUCGUGACCGGAAUCGACGCCGCAGCCCUCGAAGACGCCGGCGUCCCCACGCUCCCCUCACCCGCCAUCCCCGUCGCGAGCCGGAAGCGCGCCGCCGAAGCAGAGAAAGAGAAAGAACAACAACAGCAGCCAGCGAAGAAGCGGAAGAUCCGCAAGGGCAAGAUGCCCAAGGAUUUCGUGGAGGGCAAGCAGAUGGACCCCGAGAGGUGGCUACCGCUUCGGGAUCGGAGCACGUAUAAGCCGAAGGGAAGGAAGGGGAAGAAGAAGGCGAUGGAGUUGACACAGGGUGGGGUGGUGAAGGAGGAGGAGAGUUUGGAGUUGGCGGGUGGCGCGGGGACGGUGAAGGUAGAGAAGGCGGGGGGUGGAGGUGGAGGGGGAGGGGCGAAGUCGAAGAAGAAGAAGGGGAAGAAGUAGUAGGAGAAAGAGGAGGCAGGCUUCUUGAUUACUGCCCGAGCAUGUCAUGGAGUGGUUGUGACAUGAACUGGUUUCAUCGGUUUCAUCACAUUGCACACCCACACAAUGCAAUCGAGGAAUCCAUAGCAAUACAAUACAAUUUAUAUCGCACCUCGUUCUUUCUACCUAUGCAUGCAUCACAACCGUCCAGAAAAUCAUGACAUGCCAUCUACCAAAUCAAAAGG
This is a messenger RNA of Amorphotheca resinae ATCC 22711, 2320 nucleotides long. RefSeq lists its product as hypothetical. The coding region runs from base 111 to 2096 and encodes 661 amino acids. NCBI's taxonomy places the organism in Eukaryota, Fungi, Ascomycota, Leotiomycetes, Helotiales, Amorphothecaceae. Gene Ontology annotation, cellular component: signal recognition particle, endoplasmic reticulum targeting. Gene Ontology annotation, molecular function: 7S RNA binding; ribosome binding; protein binding. The record is from RefSeq and is a predicted model, not a curated record. The transcript has 2 exons. Gene Ontology annotation, biological process: SRP-dependent cotranslational protein targeting to membrane.